GAUGCUAAAAACUGGCGUUGUCGCUUCAUUCGGGGAGGGGAGACUGUGUACGAAGGGUUGCGUAUGUUUCUUAAAAAACGGAUAAGGAGGCGCCGUUGUUAAUAGCUGAGCUUAAUGACGACGCUCCGGAUAAAAGAUAUAGAAAAAAUAUAUAUGUUUCAGUUGUAAUUGUAAUGCAGUGUGUCAGGUUAGGGGACUGAACGGCGCUUUAAAAGCAUGGUGGACAACGUAUAAUAUAUAGGUGCGGUUAGGGAGCAGUAUAGCGCAAGGUUUAUUCUGGGGGAGGGGGGAGGCGGAGGGAAGGCUGUGACAAGCGCUUAUCAGCCGGAGAAGUAGGACGACUCGCAUCGGAGCGCCACUGUCAUCUGCAGACGCUUUGGAAGACGCUGUCGCAGCCCUAGCACCGGCUCACAAUGGUAUCUAUAAUUUCAGAUCUGGAUCCCCUGAAAAGCUGGAACGUUUUAAGGCAGGACACCAGUGAGCUCACCGGAAGCCUACAGAGCAACGGCACCGGCAGCAAGAUGAACGGGGCGCUGGAGCAUUCGGACCAGCCCGACCCCGACGCCAUCAAGAUGUUUGUGGGCCAAAUCCCACGGUCUUGGUCAGAGAAGGAGCUGAAGGAGCUGUUCGAGCCGUACGGCGCCGUCUACCAGAUCAACAUCCUCCGAGACCGGAGCCAGAACCCGCCACAGAGCAAAGGGUGCUGUUUUGUAACGUUUUACACGCGGAAGGCUGCCCUGGAGGCACAGAAUGCUCUACACAACAUAAAGACCCUAUCUGGGAUGCAUCAUCCCAUACAGAUGAAGCCAGCAGACAGUGAGAAGUCUAACGCGGUGGAAGACAGGAAGCUCUUCAUAGGAAUGGUGUCCAAGAAGUGCAACGAGAAUGACAUCAGGGUGAUGUUCUCCGCCUUCGGCCAGAUUGAGGAGUGCCGGAUCCUGCGUGGGCCCGACGGGCUCAGCAGAGGCUGUGCGUUUGUCACGUUUUCUACCAGGGCUAUGGCACAGAAUGCAAUCAAAGCCAUGCAUCAGUCACAGACUAUGGAGGGAUGCUCCUCACCUAUUGUGGUGAAGUUUGCCGAUACACAGAAGGACAAGGAACAGCGCCGUCUGCAGCAGCAGCUGGCCCAGCAGAUGCAGCAGCUCAACAGUGCCACCACCUGGGGGAACCUGACAGGCCUGGGCGGCCUGACCCCGCAGUAUCUGGCAUUGCUCCAGCAAGCUGCUUCCUCCAGUAACCUGGGAGCCUUCAGCGGCAUUCAGCAGAUGGCAGGUAUCAGUGCUCUGCAGUUGCAGAACCUGGCGGCCUUAGCUGCAGCCGCGGCGGCGGCCCAGAGCUCCGCCAGCCCCUCCAGUGCAAACCCCCUGUCCUCCAGCGGGGGCGCCCUCGGAGCGCUGGCCAGCCCAGCAGCAGGCACGACAGCCAACUCCAACGCUGGGGCGGCUAUGAACUCGCUGACCUCGCUUGGCACCUUGCAGGGCCUUGCCGGUGCCACCGUGGGUCUCAACAACAUUAAUGCACUAGCAGGUACCGUCAACAUUGCUCAAAUGCUCUCAGGUAUGGCGGCCCUGAACGGUGGCCUGGGUGCCGCAGCGCUCACCAAUGGCACAGCCGCCUCCGUGGACGCCCUGAGCCAGGCCUACUCAGGGAUCCAGCAGUACGCCGCUGCCGCCCUGCCCACGCUCUACAGCCAGUCGCUGCUGCAGCAGCAGGGUGCUGCCGGCAGCCAGAAGGAGGGUCCAGAAGGUGCCAACCUCUUUAUCUAUCACCUUCCCCAAGAAUUCGGGGACCAGGACAUCCUGCAGAUGUUCAUGCCUUUCGGAAACGUGGUCUCCGCUAAAGUCUUCAUCGACAAACAGACCAACCUGAGCAAGUGCUUCGGCUUUGUGAGUUACGACAAUCCGGUGUCGGCGCAGGCCGCCAUCCAGGCCAUGAACGGCUUCCAAAUCGGCAUGAAGCGGCUGAAGGUGCAGCUGAAGCGCUCCAAGAAUGACAGCAAACCGUACUGAUCUUAGCACUAGCCCCUUAGCGCCCCCAUGUUAGCACUGCUAGGAACAUCUUCAUUCCUGUUAGCUCAUCGUUUGCCUAGCAUGUCUCCGUGGCGUCCAAAAAAAAAAAAACUCAAACGUCUCAUCGUCCAGUCAUUGUUUUUCCUGAUGUCUUUCUGAGCUCACCUGAUCAUAACCUGGUCUCCUUCUAUUGACCUAUUGACCUUUGAACCUAGCUUGACUUUUUGGAUUUUUUUUCUCUUUUUUUUUGCAUGUGACCUCAUUUUGAGCUUUUGAACAUUGGAAAAAGGGGAGGGCUGGGGAGGGAAAAAGAAAAAAAACAAAUCAAUGUGAAAGCGUAUCUGUAUUCAUACAUCAGAAGUUUUAGAAACAAAAUCAGAAAAAAUAGUUUAAAAACAAAACCUGUGGCAAAUAUUUCUUGGUUGUUCUUUUCCUCUCAGUUUUUGAUUUUUUUUAAUUUUAUUAUUAUUAUUUUUUUCCUUUCUUUUCAUGAUGGUAAACUUGAAAGUACAAUACAGGGAUUGACAUUAGGUAAAGCUGCUGGCACCACUAGCAAUAUGAGGCCAGGAGUUACCCAUGUCAGUUUCUAGGAAAAAUAGACUACUUCCGAACAGUUUUUUAAGAAAAACUGUCUGAUUAAUAUUAGGAUCUCUCAGAGCUCUGUAACAGUUUUUACAUUUUUCAGGCAGUGUAAAGUUUUUUGAUAAGGCCAUUUGAAGUGGCUUACUUUCUGAUUUAAAUCUAUAUACAAAACCACUUUUUUCUAGAGUAGUUUAAGGUAAAAAAAAAUAAUAAUAAUAAUUAAAAAAAAGAUUUGCCCUGUUUGGGGGGAAAAUGCUACCUACUUGUCACCUUUUGCUGAACUGAUUCACAGUUAGACAAUCCGUGGUUAAAUGCACAUGAAAUUACCUAUAUUUUAUACUGUUUAAAUGUAUAGAGAAAAAAGAGAAAACAAGUGUAACCUUCGUUUACGUCGGUGCUUUUUGUGGAUUUAAGUUGUGGUAACUUCACAGGUCCAAGAGUCUUACGUGUUCCAUGUUUUUGAAGACAAGACUAAAAAUCGGUUUACUUGAACAAUAUACUAAGCCUUUCAUAUUAUUGUUAUGAUUAUCAUUUUUUUCUUUCUACCAGUCCCUUUUUGCAAAAUCUCUUAUUGGGUAAAUUAGCUAUUUGAAAUUCAAAAAAAAAAAAAAAAACAGAAAAAAAACAAACCAACAAAAAAAACCGUGUCAGCUUGUGAAGCAUCGAUGUCAUUUUUUUUUUCCUUUCUAUUGUGGAAAACAAUUUGUAGAUGUUUUGUUGUUCAGCAAAAUGUGAUUUCUUUUCUUAUAAAGAAAAAAGCAACAUCAGUGGAAUUCUGUGCCAAAUUCCAGAGGUACUUCCUACAUAGAGCUUCAGUGUAUUUCGUGUGAACUUAUUUGAUAACAUGGGUAUUUUAUUACUUCUGUGUUUUGUAUGGAUCCCUCAUAUUUAAAGAUAUAGAUUUAAAAAAAGUUUAACUUGCUAUUCUGUGGUCUUGUUGCCUGAAAAGUGUUCAUGUUUUUUGCUUUUUAUUUGUAAUGAUGUACAAAGUGCCCAUGUUUCACAAACGCAAGCACACACACGCACGCACGCACACACACGCAGCUCAUGGUCUUCUGGUUUUUCUUUUCAAUUGUGGGACCCCUGAAGGUGAGACCCUCCUCAGCCAGCCUUUACCCCUCACUUCCCAUGAUCCCCCUUACUUCCUCUGUCUCUCACUCACACACCAUCUCACAAGGCCUUGGCAUGCGGUUGGUUGACCUGCUAGGCUAAAGUGCCAAAAUCAAAGCCUUACUUCAAGAGUCUCCUCUUUCUGUCUCCAUACUAUUAGAUCAGUACAGAAUCAGUGGCUAUGGUUGCCUCUGUUAGUUGGUGACUGGGUUCUUCUUUGUUUACAUCCCUGGGGCAUGGCACCAUAACUCUAGGAAUGUUCUAGCUUUAGAGAAGCAGGCCUAGGUCCAGACACUCAACAUGCAUGACUCGCGUGCCCUUUGCUUAAAAUCACGCCAGCAAACCAAGGUUCAGGAGUUCAGAAACCUACCAGACCCCUCUAAGCACACCUAAGAGUAUUAACCAGAAACAGUCAUCUCCAUGUCUUUCUAUGAUGAAAUGCAAAUGUUGAGAGACUGUCAAUAUUAAUGUGGAAGUACCUCAUUGGUCUGGGACACAAAUAAUUUUAUUUUUUAAUGAAACCUGGCAGAUGUAAAUAAGAUGUUAUUGUCAAACACAAACGUUACGUUAUCAAUCUGACAGCCUAAACAGUUUACUCAUGCCAAAGUUAUUUGUUUACUUGUAUAACAGUCUAAAAGUUUACAAGGCACAGGAUGACAAUCCUGUUGGUUUUUGCAGUGUUGCAAUAUGUUCUGCACAAACAGAUACACACACAUACACACGCAGAGGCACACACACCACACAGUCCCUGCCUUGUAGAGACGCGUUUACCGUCGGCAAACCGUGACACCAUUUUUUAACGAAACUCACCCACCGCCUUAACUGAAGGGCUGAUGUACCUACCAGUGUUUCACACUCGUCUGCCUGUCUCACGCGUCAAAGAGGCUCUUCCUCAGUGAUCCCACCCUCAGUGUGCUGGUUGUUGUUCAAAUGUAGCCGUAACAUUUCUCCUGGGACCACAACUAGGUAAAUUUUCAUUAUUCUGGCUUUUACUGCAGGACAUAAGUAUUUUUUAAAGCUCCAGAAGCGUUUCCCUUUUGUUUUAUUAGUAUUAGGAUAGUAUGAGUGCAUAAUAGUAUUAUUACUACUACUAUUGCUAUAUCAGACAUCCCACCUCUCCCGGAAGUUCGAGGAGUCUCCCGCAAAGAUAACAGCAGAUCUGUGACACCCUGGAAUGAUGCGGGAAUGGCGGCGGUUUAAAUAUGAAUUAUAUUAUUAAAUUACCGGCGUUAGACGUUUCACCACCUCAGGUGUGGCCCACAAUGUCCGCAAAUCGUAUCUACCCUCUAGCGCUCUUUCCCGCCAAAACGCUCUGCCACUGGAAGUGAGGGAUCUCCGCGUGCACAUGAAUAUUUUUUCGCGUUAGUGUGACCACACCUUUAAUGCCGGCAUAUUGUCUAGACAUUAUAGCGGUAUUCAGUAUUUUGAAAAUCGAAACUAUUUCGGUAUUUCCAGAAAAGACUUGCCCAGCGCUUGGGAGGUAUUUUCGCACGAACAGAUUUUUGGACGAAAAUGCCACUGUGUAUGGUAUUACCGUAAUAUCGCCGAGCCUACCGAGGACCCUCCUCGCGGUUGUCCCUCAUCUGCCUCACUGACAUUAAUAUGCCAAAGGUGGGAUGUCUGCUAUAACAACAACAAUUCAAAUAAUUUAUAAUUAUUUUGUGCAUUAUUAUUAUUGACUCUAUCAUCUACCUAUUAUAGUAGUACUAAUAUAGUACAGAUGGUAGCAUUAACAUACUUGUGCUCUUACAGUGAUUAUUUACUUAAGCUUAAUUUUAGAUUUUAAUAACUUUGAAGAGUAUUAUGAACAAUUGGAAAUUUUGUACUGGGAGCCUAGGUUAAUUAAAACACGUGUAAGCCAAGACCAAAAACUGAUCAUUAAGAGGAGAAGAUCCCGCGAAGUGCAGGUUGCUCCGCGAAAUGCAACCAGGAGAAACUGACGUGAGUUACCUGACGUGACGUGAGUAGUCUAACUUAUAGCUUAAUAGCUUUUCAAAUUGUAAAGACGUCUUAGUGGCAUGUCGCUUUCGGCGAAUUGCAGGGUUUUCCGCCAGUCUGCUGCAUUGCAUGUGUGCCCCCUCUCUGCUUGGGUAUGGGGGUACAGGCGCCAUCGUUUGCCUUUCCCCUAAAAGACUUCCCGCAGUCUUGCCCACAUCCCGAGGGACUUUCGAGAUUCUUUCCAACAAGGAACGCAUUUGCACUCUUCUUUUUCUACAAAUUCGGUAUAACUGUUUUUGUCUAAUCUGUGUAUCUGUAAUUUAUCUGGUUAUUAAAACUGUAAAUAGCCUACAUUUGCAAAUGGAAAAUUAUUGCAUGUAUAGCACACACACAAACCUGCUUACUUUCAGGUCACCGAUUUCACACACUUGUUAAUUCACCCGCACAUCGGCUCACAGACGCAAACUGCAUUGUAGUAAAUCUCAGAGCACAAUCCUUGUACGGGAACCGUAUCUCCGGCUGUCGGUGUUUCGAAUCAGGACAAGUCAGUGGCAAGAUAGGUCGUCCGUGUUAAAUGUUAAAAAGCACAAUAUUUACUGGCUUACUGUGGAGUCUCUCACCUCAGGGGGGUUUUUACAUCAAGCUUGUAGGAUCUGAAUUUUGUGUCACUGUUUGUUUUUUAAUUUUAUUUUUUCCUUUAUAAUUAUCUUAAGUGCUAUUUAAUGACAACGGAAUAAAAGCUGUAGUUUCUUUGCAUUUCUGGUUUAUAAUGUCAACAUUUUGAGACAAAAAUAUGUAUGUGGUUUCUCUCCUGUGACGUAAGAGCUUGUUGUCUGUGGAUUAAUAUCAUUUACUUUAUUAUUAAGGGUUUGAGUAGUUUUAAGUAUUGUCUUGAGAAAAGCCAAAGUCAAUGCAUUACAGUGGAAUAUGUCGGUGUGAUUUAUGUUUGUUUAACAACACUUCAAACUCUGUCAUUGGAUGGGAUUUUAAAAGUACAAAAAAGCAGGAUUUCCUAUUUCUACAAACAGAUUGUACUUAUGCAUUUUGUAACAGUGGAACUUUUUAUACGGAGAUUAAAGGAACAAAAAAAAUUGGAAAAUUGUCUGGCCUCGUCGUGUGGCCGGACCGUGACUGGUUCUCGAGUUUGAUUUCUAGCUGGCAUGAAGAAAGUUGGGUUUUGAUAUAAGAUUUUCUAGAAGAACUUUGGCUUGAUUUCUUUGAUCUGUUCUUUUUCCCCUCACCUUUUAUUUUGGUUUCUGAAAAGGGGCGGAGAGAGCUGGUUUUCUUUUGACUCAUACAUAAUAAUGAAGUUUGUCAAUACAGAAGCGGUAAGUUUCAUUUAAUGUAUUGUGCCGUUUACACGAUAAAAAAAGAUUAGGAUUAGACGUAUUUAGUCACAUUCAGUGGAUAAAUGUAUUAGUUUAACAAUGAGAAACAAAUUAGAGAUUUUUUGCUUUUAGCUGUUUAGACUUUUCUGGUUCUUCUGUCUUUCGCUGUGAACUUAACUGUGUAGCUGGAACAGUCAGACUUAUUUUUGUAAACGUAUGUUCUUGUGUGAUGCAGUUUUUUGCUUCUGUCUCCAAUAUUAAACCAUUUUUCCUAA
This is a messenger RNA of Paramormyrops kingsleyae, 7242 nucleotides long. It is a transcript of the gene celf2, whose product is annotated as cugbp, Elav-like family member 2. The record is from RefSeq and is a predicted model, not a curated record. NCBI's taxonomy places the organism in Eukaryota, Metazoa, Chordata, Actinopteri, Osteoglossiformes, Mormyridae. Gene Ontology annotation, molecular function: RNA binding.